Messenger RNA from Micropterus salmoides (largemouth bass), 4275 nucleotides. RefSeq lists its product as uncharacterized. Gene Ontology annotation, biological process: positive regulation of transcription elongation by RNA polymerase II. The coding region runs from base 185 to 3466 and encodes 1093 amino acids. The record is from RefSeq and is a predicted model, not a curated record. The transcript is spliced from 6 exons. Gene Ontology annotation, molecular function: protein binding. Lineage: Eukaryota; Metazoa; Chordata; Actinopteri; Centrarchiformes; Centrarchidae.
ACCACGUUGACCCGUGGAUGACCUCAGUAAAAACAGACAGAAACCCCCACUGAUAAACAAAAUAUACUCUAUGUUAACCUUACUUUAAAACAUUUUAAUAUUUUUUAUAUUUCCAUUUUAUGUGUUUGACGUGGGGACGGAUUAAUAGAGAGCUUUGGGACUCCCACACGAAGUGGUUAGAGACAUGUGGUGCUACCAAAAACCGGGGUUUGAAGCGCUCCUCCUUGCUGAGCUGCAGAGACAGCAACAGUGCAGCCAGUUCUGUGACAUUGUGCUGAAGACAGAAGGUGUAUCAGUGCCAGCACACAGUUGUAUUCUCUCAGCUAUCAGCCCCCGCAUUUCCUCUGCGCUGUCCUCCACGAUACUGCCCCCCGCAGGACAGAGCCAUCUCUUGGAGUUUCGGGCUCUGGGCGCCUGCACCCUGCUCCACCUGGUCAGGCUGCUGUACUCCGGAGAGAUGACAGGGGAGGGGGAGAAGGAGAAGCAGGAGGCAUUUUCUGCUGCUGCCAAGCUGGGCAUCCACGGGCUGGUGGAGGUCACAAAAAGAGGGGAAGGAGAAGGCCAGUGUGCAGAGGUAGGAGUGCAGACGGAGCCACUGAGGCCUGAGGAGAAUGAGGGGAGAAGGGACAGGUGGAGGAGAGAAGUGAGGGAUGGGAGCACCUUUCUGUGGAAAGAGACGCUGUCAGGUGGUGAAAAAGACACAUGGACUCAGACAGAGGAGCUGCAGGUAAACACAGCUUCCCCUUCUCACCCAGCAGCCUCCUUUGAGACCAUUGAUAUCGCUGCUCUCCAGAGCUUAGGACAGACCGACCCCCAUCUACUUCCCAUAUCCCUCAUCUACCCACCAGAUGAAAACCAAACACCCCAAUUGUCCACUGCUCCCGUGUGGCAAGAAUCCACAGCAGCUGGACACACAUCUGUUGCUGUUCUUCCUUCUUCCAGCCAAGCGACGCUGAGUGGUGCUGGCCCUCAAGGAGCAGCCAGAGACAUUGUUGAAGAAUGGGAGGAUGAGCGGUUCGAGCAGUUUCAAGGCAACAUCCCAGGAUACAUCAGCUACUUCCUGAACUCAGACAAGGAGGAGGGCUCCCUCAGAGGGCGAGCAAGGAGGAGGCGGGGAGCAGGAGUGGGAGGUGCCAGGAGAGUCGGGACGGGUGAGAGAAGGGCCAGCAGACCACAAGGGAAAGGAGGAGGGAGGAGGAGAGGAGGGUUAAUGCAGACGGUGGAUGUGCAGGAGGUGGGGGUGAGCAAGCUGCAGAAGCUGUUCCUGCAGAGGUCGGGGAUGAGGGUGCCCAGGGCCGGUCAGGGCGGAGGAGCUGUAGGCAGGAAGUUGUACCUGAAGACCAGAGAGCUUCUGGAGCCAGCCAAGAAGCGUAUCAGGAAUAGAAGGCGCGGCAAAGUGUGGGAGUUCAGCCAGAAUGGAGACAUGCUGCCAUACAGGGAGGGAGGAGAAGGUAGCACGCAGCGUGGGCGGAGGAAGACAACGCAGAAGUUUAACCAGGAUGGUCCACCUGUUGGCAGGGCUCAGAGGGCGAGGGCCAAACCAACAUCAUCAGUUUACUUUUCUCCCCUUCCCAUGCAAUUCCACAACCUUCAUAGCUUAUCAGCCUCCAGCCCCUGCCUCCAGCCUUCUCCAUCACCCGGCCUGCUGUCACCUGCAGCCUCCUACGUACCUCCAGCGUCGUCCCUGCUCCACACCACCUCCAUCCCUCCCCCAGCCCCCCCACCUCACGAGGAACAGCCCAUACACUUUGAUCGUCUACUGGAGGAAGUGAUGAUGGGCCUCGACAUUUUACCAAAGAGCAACAACAACGGUGCUCCACAUUCUCAGCCUCCUGUUCCAGCCAGUAGCAGCAGUUUAACAUACGCUUCCUCUGGCAUUACAGGCAAUACAGUUCAUGGCCAACAGGUUGUUUCUGUAUCAAGAGGAGCUGACGGCUACAGCUCUGCAAACACCGAGGUGCCUGUUCUGCAGCAGCAGGGAGAAGGAGAGCUGAAUGAGAUGCUGGAGCACUUCCUUCAGUCCUUUGAGCAUCACGUUGACAGCUGCUCCAGAGAAGAAGUGGAAAUAGGUGGUCAGAGCAGCACAGAGGCUAGCCGGCCUUACACUGCCCUGAGAAAAUACAGAAAAACCAAGACCCAGACCGCAAGCUCUCAAAUACCUGAACUGCAACAGAAACCUUCGCAGCUGAGCCAGGCUUCUGCUCACAGUACCGUUCCCCUCAAACAUACUGAGGCAACACAGGGGGAAGCCGAAGCGCCAGCCAAACGACGAAGACGAAGAAAACCAAAAAAUGAGUAUCGGUUCACAAUGGAGAGAAAGAGGGUGAGGAAGCCACUGUCAUCGCGUGACGCAAAGACCAAAGUCGUUUAUUACCCAGGAGACAAGCAGCUGCAGAAGAUGCCUGUGGUGAAACUGCUGCCAGUCAAAGUUACACUGCAGGGACACAGCUGUCAGGAAGCUAAGAGUCCUACAGAAACAAAGAUCAGUUCAUCAUCAGUCAAACACCCACAUGACAGCCUGUCUGACAAGACUGAGACCGUCUCAUCAAGGAGCCUAAAGACUUACCCAAUCAGGAGUAGGAUUAGAGAAGCACCGAUUAUCAUGGACAGUAUGCUCUGUCGUGCUGAGCCACUUCCAGGUCCCAGGCAAGGCAGGCCCAAGAAAAAAGGAAAACUUCUCAGUUUAUCUAAUGGUGAGAGUUCAACACCACAAAUUCAGCCGCAGCCUUUGGUUGAACAACUAGAGGAAAAUGAAGAGAGACAUGAAGAAGAGCUGACUGUCCAGCCACAGGAGGAGGCAGAGGGACCUACGAGGGGGGGGGGGAAGAGGGGAGCAGAGGAGGAGACAAGCGGUAAUGCCACUGUGGCCAAGAGGGUUUGCUUUGAGCAAACAUGCAUACCAAGCUCUGAUGCUGCAGACUUUGUCUCCGAACCAGCAACCAUUGAGACAGACGACAUAAUUGACGUGGAGACCGUUUCGCUGACAAAUGUAGGAGACUGUUCACUAAAAGAAGAAAAUACAGAAAAAACAGUGUGGAGUGAAAUCAAACUCAGAGAAACUGAGGAAACUUUGAUGGAUGAAGAGAUGGAGAGCAGCGGUGAUGAGAUAAUCGAUGUGGAUGGAGAUGUGGAAGUCGACUGUAAAGAGGCAGUCUGUGCACAAACUCUGUCACAUUUUAGUGAAGGGAACUCUUCCGUUUCUCCUCCUUCACAUUCAGCUAAAGAGGUCUUUCUGGGGUCUCCAGGAAGCAGGGAAGAGGACAUCGAUGUGAUUGAAGAUUGUGGUCCCAUCCCUGAUCCGGUGACCAUCAGCUGGACAGAGUGUUCAGAAGGUGAGGAAGGGGAAGAAGACGAGGAUGUUGAUGUUGGAGAAAUUACUGACUGCGCUUCGUCAGCGUUCUUCACUACCAUGACUAAAGGUGAGCUUGUUAACUUAAAAUAUCAGACUGAGAUGCUCCUACAUUAACAUCUGCGACGUCCCAUCUAGUGCCAAGAGACAGAGUCGUCAUUUUAUUUUCUCCCCGUCUUCUUCAGUUUGUGUUAUUUCCUACAUUUCCCAGAAAACAUUGUGAAUACAGUUCAUUUAGCUGUGGGUUAGAAUUAGAAGUUAGAAAUGUGGUUUCAUCUUGAAUGCUGUGUGUUGCCGCAAACAUUUUUGUAUUCCUAUUCCACCAAUGUUUAGGAAAGUAAGAGCUGUGAGCAACAUGUUAGAUAGACAGAAAAGAAAAGAUGUGCGUUAUAAUGCAUAAAGACACGUAGGCGAGUUUAUUUAGCAACAGAACAACAGGACUGUGUAGUUUAACUACAGCUAUUCAGUUUCAGCUCUAGAGUACGGUAGACAGACAAUUGACAAACUGUCAAAGGUGACUGGGAUUGUUCAACUUUGUAGAUAUUUACUUGUUGAUUUUAUGUAAAUGUUGUUACUACUAAGUUUAGUAAUUUGUGAUUGUUAAGCAGAUAAGUUCAGCAAAGUUUGUUUUAACUGUCAAGUGUUGAAAACACCACUAACCGAACAGUUCAUUAAGAGAUUCACCUCAAAACAAAUCAGGUUUAUGUACUGUCAAAGGAAUCAGGAGUGUUUUAUUUGUUGUAACUAUGACUAUGACUGAAUUAGUUGUAAAAAUGAUGGAUAAUGUCAAUCUCUGUUCAGCCACAGUUUGUAAAUGUUCCAGGAAAACUCUUCCUUGUUUUACUGUCAAGUUAUGUUUGACAGUGUUCCUCGUGGCACUUUUUGAGUCAAGGACUCUGGAUUUCUACAAUAAAAUCUCCUCUCUA